Molecule: messenger RNA, 1323 nt
Organism: Osmerus eperlanus (European smelt)
Lineage: Eukaryota; Metazoa; Chordata; Actinopteri; Osmeriformes; Osmeridae
Gene: rpl3
Product: ribosomal protein L3
Exons: 10
Coding region: 50-1261 (403 amino acids)
Biological process (GO): translation
Cellular component (GO): ribosome; cytosolic large ribosomal subunit
Molecular function (GO): RNA binding; structural constituent of ribosome
Source: RefSeq, a predicted model, not a curated record
UCCACGUGUCUCCGUUUCUUAUGUCUCUUUCAAUCGGAUCGGAGACGAAAUGUCUCACCGCAAGUUUUCUGCCCCGCGACACGGAUCCUUGGGCUUCCUUCCCCGCAAGAGGAGCCGACGCCACCGGGGCAAGGUGAAGAGCUUCCCCAAGGAUGACCCCAGCAAGCCCGUGCACCUGACCGCGUUCCUCGGGUACAAGGCCGGCAUGACGCACAUCGUGCGCGAGGUCGACCGACCUGGCUCAAAGGUCAACAAGAAGGAAGUUGUGGAGGCAGUGACCAUCGUGGAGACCCCUCCCAUGAUCGUGGUUGGUGUCGUGGGCUACGUUGAGACCCCUCGCGGCCUGCGCUCCUUCAAGACCAUCUUUGCCGAGCACGUUAGCGACGAGUGCAAGCGUCGCUUUUACAGGAACUGGUACAAGUCCAAGAAGAAGGCCUUCACCAAGUACUGCAAGAAGUGGCAGGACGAUGAGGGCAAGAAGCAGCUGGAGAAGGACUUUGCCUCCAUGAAGAAGUACUGCCAGGUGGUCCGUAUCCUGGCCCACACGCAGAUGCGCCUGCUGCCCCUGAGGCAGAAGAAGUCCCACCUGAUGGAGGUGCAGCUGAACGGAGGCUCCAUCGCCGACAAGGUGGACUGGGCCCGCGAGAAGCUGGAGCAGGCUGUGCCCAUCGCCAACGUAUUCACCCAGGACGAGAUGAUCGACGUCAUCGGGGUCACCAAGGGUCACGGCUACAAGGGUGUCACCAGCCGCUGGCACACCAAGAAGCUGCCCAGGAAGACCCAUCGUGGGCUGAGGAAGGUGGCCUGUAUCGGGGCCUGGCAUCCUGCCCGUGUGGCCUUCUCUGUGGCCCGUGCUGGGCAGAAGGGCUACCAUCACCGUACUGAGAUCAACAAGAAGAUCUACAAGAUUGGCCAGGGCUUCCACACCAAGGAUGGCAAGCUGGUGAAGAACAACGCUUCAACUGAGUACGACUUGUCCAACAAGAGCAUCAACCCCCUGGGAGGGUUUGUCCACUAUGGGGAGGUGACCAAUGACUUUGUCAUGCUGAAGGGCUGUGUGAUCGGGACCAAGAAGAGAGUGCUGACCCUGCGCAAGUCUCUGCUGGUGCAGUCGAGCCGGCGAGCCCUGGAGAAGAUUGACCUGAAGUUCAUCGACACCACGUCCAAGUUCGGCCACGGGCGCUUCCAGACCAUUGAGGAGAAGAAGGCUUUCAUGGGACCACUCAAAAAGGAUCGCAUCUCCAAGGAAGAGACCGCCUGAGAUCUCGUUGGGACCUGUCUGUUUACGCAGGACGUCAGAUUUCAAUAAAAGACCAAAACAAA